GGUGAAAAUCUUCGUGUUUCUGCCACGAUUCACCUUUCCAUGCGAUUGUCCGUUGGUGUUGUUGCUCCGAUCGCGGCCAUGCGUGUACAGAUAUGACGCGCCUAUAGGUGAAAUACGCGCGUAUCAACAAGCAGCGUUUUCUUCGAUGACACUGUCGUUGAUCGGUGACGAUUCCUGGGGCAACAGCUGAACAUAUCGCGAGGGGAAACGAUACACGGACUUCUCCGAUUGUCUCGAUUUCACCGUCGAUUCUCGUUCGUUCUAUAAGGUUAUAGAUAAGAAUUCUCCCGCGCUGUGGGACAUGGGUGCGAAAGACGUAGAACGUUGAACGAGAAAUGAAGUUAAGUGACCUUAAAGUGCGGAGAUCGUGAUUCUAACGAAUGGCUUGAGUUUUUCUUUGCGAUUGUGAUGUUAAUUCGCGCAGAAGGAAAUUUGGGAAGAAGAUCUUGAAGGAGUCAACUUUAGUUCUACUUGGUAUCAGUGUGAGCGAAGCGUAAUCCUUGUGCAAGGACAAUGUAGGAACUGUUGGUAGAAUGUGCCAAGUAAAUAUGGACACUCUGGUGAAAAAUUUGAUAGUUAUGCAUUAAGCAUAUUAGGGAUAUGCCUUGUACGAUCAGGAAAGGACUGAAUGAGUGAACAAAAUUAUAAGGAAUGAUAUUCUCUUUGAGUCUAUUGGAUGUUAGAUAAGCUAAAAAAUGUCUGGUGAUUCAGGAUGGAAUGCUGUUAUUCACCAUCCUUCAGAAUUAGAAUUACAGAAUUGGAAUUGGGAAGAAAACGAUGGGGAGCAAGAAAGGGAGCUCCCUUCGACUGUUGAUAUGGAUGCUAUAAAAGGUGGUGGUAGUUGGGAUCCGACUACUGAACCUAAUGGAACAGAUUCAGUUGAUUCCGAAGAAGACUCAGAUUCUGACGACGAAAGUUCUGGAGGUACGGAAGGUAGUUGUUCUUAUUCAAAUUCAGAUUCGGACUCGGACGACGAAAGUAGUGGCGACGAGGAGGAGGAUACGGGAUCCAAUUCAGAUUGUACAUCGGAACACAGCGAGCAAACAUUUUCCAUUCAAAAAACUAAUUUUGAGCCGGGAGCUCUUAAAUUAAAAAUCAGUAUGAAAGGCCCGAAAAAGGAGGAUCUGGAAAAGGAAAAAGGCAGAAGAAGCGUACCGAAAAAAGUCAAAUCGAAUCGCGGUGGAAAGUCGUCUGAAUGCAGCAGUGACGAUUCCGAUUCCUCAGAAAGUCGCUUACCCUCACAACACAUGCAGCAACAACAGCAACAAACGCAGCAAUCCCAGCAGCAACAACAACCGCAACAACAUCCACCGCUUCAAGAAAUCAAUCAGGAAGAUCUGGCGGCAAUUUUGCCAGAUCAAGAACACGAAGAUGCCCCGUUCGAUGGAUUUGAAGAUUCAGAAAGCGGUCGGUUAGUAUCGAAAGCUAUCGAGCGGAUGUCGCUCGGUGCAGAUUCAGAUACAAGCGAGAACGGUGAUCAGAAUCCUGUACCUGUGUAUAGUUCCACUUUAUUGCAACAAUUUGUUGAAAAGACGGCUCUGUUAUCCGAACCGAGGAAAAGGCGGAGUAAGUUAGGAAAGAAAUUGAACGAUUCGGAAUAUCCUUGUGUUUCGAAUGUGUCUCCGGACUCGGGUAUUCAAUCGGUGGAUAACAGUCCGUUGCAUUUGGCAAUCAGCCCCGUGAGUCCUCCAGCGCCGACACAAUCGCCGGUGCAACCCGUUAUCACAAAGCCAGCGGUGAACGUAGAUCGCGUUUUAUAUCCACCUAAACGAAAGCCCGGUAGGCCGGCGAAAACAGUUUCCACGCAGCCUCGUGGCCCAGGUAGGCCAAGGUUGAAACCGGAGAUUGUAGAAAAGAUUGAGAAAAUAGAAAAGACGGAAAAAACAGCGAAAAAUGAACGAACCGAGAAGAAAGAACCUCCCGCUCCACAACCAACAAAAAUCACGAAGGAAGAACCUCCUAAAAGAGGGAAAGCAAAGUCUGCGCCACAGAAAACUGUCGCAUCUCGGGUAGACAAAGACGAAGAAAAUAAUUCGGCUAAAAAGUUGAAGGAGAAACCAGCUUGUCAGAAGAAACGAAGUUGCAACGUUGCUAAACAGUGUACACAAACGAGUAAAGUAACUGGAAAGAGGAAUAACACCAGUUCCCCAGCGCGUAUCAAGUGCCUAAGUAGAACUGUUACGAAUAAGUACGGGAAGGAAGGAGUACAAUGCAAUGGUGGAACGUGUAAGAAAAUGGGAAAGAAUAAGUCCGGACCAGGGAACAAGACAACUUCGUUACGACGACAAAAGCAAUCGACUUGCGAGCGAGUUUCGAAUGAUAGAAAAGUAAUCAAUUCGAAUAAAAAGAGCCUGAAGGAGAAUAGAAGCAACACCGUUCCCUUAGCUAAACGGCAGGCAUCGUUGAAGAAGAACGUCGCGCCGGUUACGCGACGUGUGUUGAAAGAAAAUAAAAGUAGUAAGAAAGCAGGCGCUGGGUUCGAGACGAACGGCGUUGGUGUUCAAACACUGAUAUCUUUACCCGUCGGUGAGGUAUUAAAGGCCGAGAAAGUUGAAAAUGUAACCAAUAAAUGCGACAAGGCGACGCAACCUAUACACAAUCAUUGUCACAAACAUCAUCAUCACAAGCAUCGAAGACGAUUACUAUUGCCACCUAAGAAUCCUAUACGCAUACAUCCAUGUCUCAUACAAGAGUUAGAAAAAUUGAUCGAUGAAUUUUCCAGAUUGUGCAGCUUAGGUAGGAACAAUUCAAGCUCCGGUUAUUCCGAGUUACCUCAGAUUUUUCGCGUGAAAAAACUAACGAAGAAAAGGAAAGGAGGUGAUGUUACCGCGAACGAUGAUCAGAAACUAAAAAGACGUCUCAAGAAAGAGAAGAUACUGUCCGGGACGGAUUCGAAGAACAGUAUGAAUGCAAAUGCGAACUCGAAUCCAAAUGAGCAAAGGUUACCGUUAAAGAAGAGACAUUAUCACGUAUCCAGCCCUCAUAGUUCACAAAGUUCGAAUGCAAGCGGCACCGACGUGGCUGUCAAUGAAGCGAACUCUACCGAGAGUCACAUCGAAGAGGCAAUCGAAGCUACUAUAACGAGAUACGGAGGUAGCUCUGCAUUCUCCUUCCAAGAAGAUUCCGUACCUGUUACUCCUAAGAAAAGACACAGGGAUACCGAAGCUGGAAGCCCUGAUAAGUCGAGCGCAGCGUCUUCCGAUUUGUUGGAAGAGAAACCGUUGAGUCAGAUAGAAGUGCAACCGCGUCGUAAAAAGAAAAUCGUCAAAGAUCUUCGCGUGACAGUCACGAAAUUACCUGUCGAGAGUCACGGCGCGUUGGAGAAAGCCGAGAAGGACAAGGACAAGGCUGAGAAAGCUGAUAGCAAAGCUGACAAAUCAGAGAAAUCCUCGAGUGAUUCCAGAAGUGUGAAAAGUCGCGCGGAAAAGAGCAGCAGGGGCGAGAAAGUGGCCACGGAGAAAUUAAUAAAAAACGAUAAAAAUCAAGCGGACAAGAUUGAGAAACGAGAUAUGUCGCCGGAUCAUGUACGUUUGGAGAAGAAUAUAAAAAUCGACGCGGCGGAAUUUAACGCAGUGGAGAGUUUUGAUGAAAAUGAUACAGCGAACGAGACUAAACCGUCACAAAAUAGUCUCAAUCCAAAUGUACCAAAUCCGUUGAAUUCCGCCGCUGUAUUGGUUUUGACCAAGAAGAAGAUGAGACGGCGUAAAGCCAUAAAUCGUACAGGCUUCCCGACGCUGAAGAAGAAGAAAAAGAGAUCCUUGAACGCAAACGAGACGUCGACGGAUACGUCGAGAACCGUAGCUUCGACCAACGAAGAUGGCACCGAGGCUGAUGGCGAGAGUUCAACGAAAGAAGGAAUCGAGGAUUCAGUAGUAGAUAGCAAAACGAGCGUAUUGAACAACACCGAGAUACAAGAUGCAUUUACCGAAGAGUCCUCGACUAAACACAGCAACAACAAUCUUCCGCAAAAUCGCGUUCAAUCGAAAGCUGAUCCGACUGCAAAUCCAGAUUCUAAUUCACCAAAGUCAGAGACGAAUGGCCACGUUCGUUCUGACGAAACUGUUGAACCUCGAUCUGGCCAAUUAAGAGUCCGUAAGGAUCUAGUAGAAAUAGACAGCGACAAUGCACUGAGCAAAUUAUGCCCCGUUAAAUUUGAGAAGAUACAAGAUUCCAGAUCGUACGACGAAAAUGCAUCCUUGGAAGAGUCCAUCGAGCGAUUCACUGCGAAUCAACGUGUUGCUGAAUUAAGCGAAGAGAAUGUAAAGAGGCUCGAACGCGCAAACUCUCAAACGAACAUCAAAACUGAACAUUCGAGCUCUUUUAAUGGUAAUCAGAAGAAACGACGGGGUUCUUCGAGCCCCUGUAAUUUGACUCCUAGAAAUAUGAAGAGAUUGCGUAGCUCUGGUUAUGACACGGAAAAUGACAUUCUACCUAGCAACGACAUUCUCAACGAUGAUCACGAGGUGGGGAAACACUCGAGCUCGACACAUACGAGAAAGAAGCAAUCUCGGUGGAAGAAACGUUAUUUACAGGGGGGCAUUUUGCAAGAAUAUGGCAAAGACUUUGAAGGGAAAACGCGUGGUAGCAUCGAAAAUAGUAAUGCCAUUGGAAGGAAUAAGGUUAUAUGCGAAACAAAUGAAUCUCCAUCUGCUGCGUUAUUAUCCGCUACGUAUCAAUGUGGCAAGUUUUUACGACAAAGAAAAAUGCCGUUUCAGUUGCCAUAUGAUUUAUGGUGGCUACAUACACAAUCUAGACUACCUGGCAGAGAGUCAGUUCCAUCGUGGAAUUACAAGAAAAUUCGUACUAACGUGUAUUACGACGUCAAGCCCACUACACUUUACGAAGCGCAAGCUUGCGAAUGUAAACCAGAAAGCGGCUGCGGGGAUGAUUGUAUCAAUCGCAUGGUUUUCAGCGAAUGUUCUCCACAGCUUUGCCCCUGUGGCGAUAAGUGUGAAAAUCAGAAAAUACAGAAACACGAAUGGGCACCGGGUUUGCAAAAAUUCAUGACAGAGGAUAAAGGUUGGGGUGUAAGGACUCAACAGGCUAUCAAGUCUGGUGUCUUUAUCCUUGAAUAUGUUGGAGAAGUAGUGUCCGAAAGAGAAUUCAAGUCAAGAAUGGCGACCAGGUAUGCCAAUGACACACAUCACUAUUGUCUGCAUCUCGAUGGAGGUUUGGUAAUUGAUGGUCAUCGUAUGGGUGGUGAUGGAAGAUUCGUAAAUCAUUCUUGUGAACCUAAUUGCGAGAUGCAAAAGUGGAGCGUUCACGGUCUUCCACGAAUGGCGUUGUUCGCUUCUAGAGACAUUAAAUCAGGAGAAGAACUGACAUAUGAUUAUAACUUUGCACUUUUUAAUCCAUCUGAGGGACAAGAAUGCAGAUGCGGUAGUAGUGCUUGUAGAGGAGUGAUUGGUGGAAAAAGUCAAAGGGUCUCAAAAAGCAUUACUUCCAUUCCAUCGCAAUUAGAACCCACAGAGAGGCGAUCGGUUGGAAGACCAAGGAAGAAUGUAAGAAAAUCUAACACAGUGCAGUCUGUGAACUCGAAAGGCAUUUGUAAAUCUCGAAAAGUUGGCGAUUCCAGUUUGAUUCACGCGCCUGUGCUAAAACCUAUGUCUCAUCAGCAACGAUGCUUUGCUCAGCAACAUCAUUGCUUCUUGUUAAGAAAUUUAGAAAAAGUCAGACGAGUUAAAUUGUUGGUAAAUCAAGUACAAAUGCAAAAUGGCAAAGUGAAAUGUGGUAACGCAAUAAAUAUAAAAGAAAAAAGUUCAGGAGACGCUAAAAUUCAAUCUGACGCAUUCUUCUCACAAUUAACUGCUUUGACUAAUACAAAUACCCGAACCGUACGAACUCGACGUUUAGCUCAAGCUCAAGAUGACCCAGAAGUGCAUAAAACUGCAAAAUUGGCCAAGAGGAAGUUACCUGAUUAUUAUGAAAAAAUAUCAGACCCUAUAGAUUUGACAACUAUCGAUCAGUGCAUUGGUACAGGUCACUAUAAAACUGCAGAACAUUUUGAUCACGAUAUGAUCAAACUUUUUGACAACAAUGUGAGAUUCUUCGGGAGAACCUCGGAAAUGGGUAUUGCCGCAGCUAGACUCAGAAAGUUAUAUUUAGGAAGCAAGCCCGAUUUCGUGGAUGCAAUAACUGAAGCAGUGGGUUGUCCUCCAUCUCAAGGCUUUUUACCUCCUCGUGGUUCAACUGCAGGCGAAGAAGAUGUUAUUAGAUGUAUUUGUGGCUUGCAUAGGGAUGAAGGUUUAAUGAUUCAAUGUGAACGUUGUCUCGUAUGGCAACAUUGUGAUUGUGUUAAAGCUGACACUACUAUAGAGUCUUAUUUAUGCGAGAGAUGUCAUCCACGUCCCGUUGAUUUGGAAAUCCCACUAGAGGGUGAUGAGGAAGAAGAAGGUAAAAAACAUUAUGUUACUCUGAUGCGUGGUGAUUUACAACUUAGACAGGGAGACACUGUUUACGUAUUGAGAGAUACUCCCGAAAAACAUACGUACAAAACCAUUCAAAAACCUGAUUAUGAGCAAAUGGACAUCUUUAGAAUCGAGAGACUUUGGAAAAAUUCGGAACCACACGAAACGUAUCACGAACCAACCAGGAAGUUCUAUGAGAAUGAAGUCGUAUGUGCACCACUUUAUGAAGCCGUUCCAUGCGAUUUGGUUGCUGAGCGCUGUUGGGUUCUCGACCCUCAUACGUAUUGUAAAGGACGGCCAGUUGGUUCUACACCGGAGCAUACUUAUGUUUGCGAGUAUCGCGUUGAUCGUGCAGCACGAUUAUUUACAAAAGUUGCUAGAGCUAGACAUCAGGUUUGCACAAAACCUUAUGCAUUCGAAACGUUCCCACAACGCAUUAAGCAUUAUCGUACAUAUUUGCCGCAUAGUCUUGAAGGAAUUCAAAUUGGAGGUAAAAUGAACAAAGAGAAAAAGAAGGGUAACAAUCAAGAUAUUGAUAAUAAUCACAAGUCCGAAUCAAGUGAAAAUACAAAAACGCACAUCAAGGAUCAACAAAAAUCUUCUAUGAGUAAAAGUAGACGAAAAUCGAAUGAAAUGUUAUCCAUUGUUACACCUACAACAUCGUAUGCUCAGAGAGAAGAACAAAGAAGAAGAUUGAACAAUAUUUUAAUCGCUCUAUUACAAAAAAUGCCGAACAAAAAGGAUCCUUUGGAUUUGUCAUUUUUAUUAGAGAGAAAUAGGCGAAAUCGUAAAAGGCCAGGUGGAUUAAAUCCGUGACAUUGGAUUAUACAUGAUCGAUAAUAAGAAACUAUCUAUACAUAUAUAUGUGUGUGUGUGUGUGUGUGCUGUUUGAUACCUAGAAUAGGCAUGCACGCGCACACACAUAUUACCACAGGUAAUACAUGCCACUCCUAAUUUCUAUUGCAGACAAAUCUGUAAUGAGGGUGGUUCGAUCGAUCGAUUUUUUCAUUUCGCUGUACGUAAUCGAUGUCAUCUAAUCCGUUUCGUAAGCAAAACGGUACACAAUGCGUUUUCUUCUUCUUAUACUAUGACCCGUCCAUUCGUAUAAUUUAAUCUUAAACACGAAGGCAUCCUCUCGAAGGACAUUGGUCGAGAUCUUUUUAUAUGUUUUUUGUUGUUUUUUAUAUGCUCAAAACUAUAGAAAAUUGUCUAUAGUCUUUUGGCAUCGUUUUGGUAUUUUAAACUAUCUUCUUCGCUCAGGCUGGAAGUUAUUAAAAUGGGAAAAUUAAUAUUAUAAUAAAUUCGAAUAGAACGGUGAGGAAAUGUUCGAUACCUUCUUUCUUUUGGAAUAUUCCAAAUAAUUCAAUGUUGUGGUCUAUAAAUUUCUAAAAAUUUCAAUUGUAUAAAAGUAGUUUGUUUUCAUAAAAUGAAUCGACUCAAGUUGAGAAAAUUAAAUCCCGUACGUGGAAGAAUGUAUCUGAAUCUAACGAGAGCUAUUAUUUCCAAUAUAAUUCUAAUAUGAUUAGAAUUGCGAAAUUGUAUAAAAGUAAUUUGUAAAUUUCUUUCAUAGAAUAUACUUAA
Messenger RNA from Heterotrigona itama, 7988 nucleotides. The record is from the annotation of a GenBank genome assembly. NCBI's taxonomy places the organism in Eukaryota, Metazoa, Arthropoda, Insecta, Hymenoptera, Apidae.